UCUGCGCGUCUCAUCAGGUAGCCAGCAAUUCCGUGGCCGGCCAUGGCGAGCCUCCUCUCCCUCGUGCUGCUCCUCGCGCUCCUCGACGCGUCGCGCGCCACCAACUUCGAGGUCGGCGGCGACGCCGAGUGGGUCGUCCCGCAGGCCGGCGACUCCCAAACGUACAACCAUUGGGCGUCCAAGAACCACUUCCACGUCGGCGACAUCGUCCAUUUCAAGUACAAUCAGGACUCGGUGAUGGUGGUGACGGAGCAGGGGUACAACAAGUGUGAGUCGUCGCACCCCAUCUUCUUCUCCAACAGCGGUAACACCGAGGUGCGCCUCGACCGCCCCGGCCCCUUCUACUUCAUCAGCGGCGUCACCGGCCACUGCCAGGGCGGGCAGAAGCUGGUCAUCAAGGUCACCGACAAGGCCAGGCCACCGCCGGGGCCCCCCAGUGGGGCUGCGCCGGCGGGCUUUGGAUCCGCCGGCGCCAUUGUUGUCUUGAUGGCGGUGCUUUGGCCUCUUCUUGUUAUGCACGAUAUUUAAGAUGAACAUCCAUAUAAUGCUUUUGGAGCUUCACAUUAAUGGUUUUAGCUCCUUUCCAUCAUUCCAUGUAUUCUCGGUUCUUAGUUGUUCAAUUUAGUUACAGUACCAUGGAAUGUACACAAAACCAAAAGGCUAAUGAAAUUAGUGCAACAUUUUGAGAAUAACUGAAUUUCC
Molecule: messenger RNA, 702 nt
Organism: Aegilops tauschii subsp. strangulata
Lineage: Eukaryota; Viridiplantae; Streptophyta; Magnoliopsida; Poales; Poaceae
Product: early nodulin-like protein 6
Cellular component (GO): plasma membrane
Molecular function (GO): electron transfer activity
Source: RefSeq, a predicted model, not a curated record